This is a messenger RNA of Zootoca vivipara (common lizard), 1236 nucleotides long. The record is from RefSeq and is a predicted model, not a curated record. Lineage: Eukaryota; Metazoa; Chordata; Lepidosauria; Squamata; Lacertidae.
UGCCCGGCGGUGUUUCGCAAGUGCUGAUGUUGAGCAGAGUGUUUCCUAACUAAAGCAAGAGCACAGAGAUCUGCACAUCCUGUCAGAAGGGUGAGCGGCUGAACCCGGAGCUGCAGCGUUUCAGCUGACACGGAGAUAAGGCUGGAGAGACCUAAGACAGAAUGUCAGAUUCUCUGGUUGUGUGUGACGUGGACCCAGAGCUGAAGGAGAAACUGAAGAAGUUCCGGUUCCGGAAGGAGACUAACAAUGCAGCCAUAAUGAUGAAGGUUGACAAAGAAAGGCAACUGGUGGUGCUGGAGGAAGAAUUUCAGGACAUCUCUCCAGAGGAGCUGAGAAGCGAACUACCAGAACGUCAGCCUCGAUUUGUAGUUUACAGCUAUAAAUACGUCCACGAUGAUGGCCGGGUCUCAUACCCUCUCUGCUUCAUCUUCUCCAGCCCAGUCGGGUGCAAGCCGGAGCAGCAGAUGAUGUAUGCCGGGAGCAAAAACAGGCUGGUGCAGGCAGCUGAACUCACCAAGGUCUUUGAGAUUCGGUCCACAGACGACCUGACGGAACAGUGGCUCAAAGAGCGCCUGGCCUUUUUCCGCUGAUUGGUAGGGUAAUCCUGGAGGGCUGGUCCAUCAGUAAAGUCCCCACUCAUAGCAGGUCCUGUAAUCUCACUCCCCCCACCCAUUUCACCCUAGAGAUACCACUGCACAGUGGGUGUAUGUGGAAUAUAGGGAAAUGUAGCUGACUUACUGUCUCCAUGACCAGCGCCACUGCCUUUUCCCCCAGAGAAAUUAAAAUGAAAUAAAGUGAUUGGACCUAAUUCUUCUUUUCGUUUUGCAUUGCGCUGAGCCUGUGUUCUUUAUGCUUGAAUUGUGGUCUUCUAGGGAGGGACAUCUGGCCGCUAGCUACCCUUGGGACUCCUCCGGGAUCAUUGAGCAUUUCUGCUGAUUUGUUUGCACAAAGCUUUCCCAGAGGUUGGACAAUGCCUGGUUUUCAGUUGAGCAUUUGUUCUGAUUUGCUUGCAGGGAGGUUAAACAACAAUGAGCAUUUGUCUUGGUUGCAUCCUUACUUGCUUGUCUGGAGGUUAUAUGUUUUCCUGUUAACCAGUCAUUCAGCUUGGGACCCAGGUGGCGCUGUGGUUAAACCACUGAGCCUAGGGCUUGCUGAUCAGAAGGUUGGCGGUUCGAAUCCCUGUGACGGGGUGAGCUCCCGUUGCUUGGUCCCAGCUCCUGCCAACCUAGCAGUUCG